Funneliformis mosseae is the source of this 378-nucleotide messenger RNA. The record is from the annotation of a GenBank genome assembly. Lineage: Eukaryota; Fungi; Glomeromycota; Glomeromycetes; Glomerales; Glomeraceae.
AUGAAAGCGAAUGAGACAUCGACAUCUUCAUCUAUUAAUAUUUUACCAACUGAGACUCCAAUGUCUCGAUUAUUAAUUAAGCCAUUUGAUAAGAGAUAUUCGACACAAUUAAUAAUCGACAAAAAUAAUGUGUUAGAACGACAAACUUUCACGUUUCUUUUACGUAAAAGGAAAAGAACAGCAAUCUUUCAACAUGUAAUCACGCUAAGUGGAGAUGAUUUUAGAGGUAAUUUCAAUAAUUCUGAAGAUUCUGAUAGUAAUUCAUUAACCGAAAAUAAUGAAAGAGAUGUUAGAAAUAAUGCUGAAUUUUUGAAUAAUUUUGAAGAUUAUUCUCAUUCUGUGUUCAAUUUACCAACCGUCUUAGAACUACUAAAAUAA